AUGACCGGCUCCGGCGCGGUGCCCGGGGCUGUUGCCGACGCGGCGGUGCCCACGGGGGAGUGUUACUUCUGCGACCGGUCUCCGGCGGUGGUGUACUGCCGGGCGGACGCCGCGGGGCUGUGCCUGCCGUGCGACCGCCACGUCCACGGCGCCAACACGGUCUCCUGCCGCCACGCCCGCGCCCCGCUCUGCGCCGUCUGCCGCGGUGCCGCGGCCACCGUCCGCCGCGGCGCCGCUCGGUUCCUCUGCUCCAACUGCGACUUCGAGGAGCAGCAGCACAGGGAAGGGGAGGUUGUGCAGCCACCGCUGCUGCACGACCGUGGCGCGGUGGAGGGCUACACCGGGUGCCCCUCGGUGGGCGAGCUCGCGGCGAUCCUCGGCGUCGUUGUCGGCGACAAAGCGGCUGAAGCGUGGUGGCCUGUCUGGGAGCAGCCCCAGGUGCUCAGCUUCGACGACGUCAUCGUGCCGACCACCGCCUGCCAUGGCCUCCAGCCCUUCCUCACCUCGUCGUCCUCCCCCAAGAACCGGAGCCUGCCCUGCGGGGAGCUGGACGGCGAGGUUCUCCGGCAGCUCGGGGAGCUCGCCAAGUCGGAGGAGGCGGCGACAGAGCCGGCCGGCGUUGAUCAGCUGCCUCCGCCAUGGGGAUCUUCAGAUUACGCUGCUAUUGGGCACGGUGAUAUUGGGGCUCUUGGAGCCGAGGCCAUCUGCGCGGCAGCAAUCCUGCAUGUACCUCCUUCUCAGGAAAAACUUUCAGUCUAUUCAUCACAUGUCAAGCAGAACCAGGAGGCGUGGAUCGCGACGAGUUGCAACGAACUUCCCGAGCAAGUCUCGGCGAGCUCGUCGGCGGAGCCGAGCCUGUCGUCGCUCGUGGAGGUGUCGGAGGUCUGCCCCGGCCUCAGCCGCAGCGGCAGCAGCAGCGUCGACGACAUGGCCAACGGCGGCCACGAUCACCUGUCGCCGGCAGCGGCACCCGUUGCGGCGGCGCCGGUGCAAGCAGCUCCGGGGACCAAGAACGUCGGCGGCUACGACGUGGUCUACCCCGACCGCGGCAAGGUGAUCUCGCGCUACAAGGAGAAGAGGAAGAACAGGAUGUUCGGGAAGCAGAUCCGGUACGAGUCGCGCAAGGCCCGCGCCGACGGCAGGGUGAGGACCAACGGCCGCUUCGCCAAGUCGAGCCAGUAA
Molecule: messenger RNA, 1182 nt
Organism: Triticum turgidum subsp. durum (durum wheat)
Lineage: Eukaryota; Viridiplantae; Streptophyta; Magnoliopsida; Poales; Poaceae
Source: the annotation of a GenBank genome assembly